AUGCGACCCAAGACCAAGCCACCAGGGCAAGACAGCACCAUAUUGCGCUUUUCUGCACUUAUCACUCGCAAGCCAGGUGGUGAGUGCCACCGCGUCUGGAGCGAUAGGACUUUUGACACUUCCCCAUCCGGACCUCUCUUAGACCCUGCACCACCGGAACCGGUUCUUGAUAGAAAGAAUGCCACCCUGUGGCGUUGUGGCACAUCGCGCAUAGACCUCAGGAUUGUGGGGGGCUCGCUCGGCAGGAUCUCCGGAUCGUCGCUCAACCCCUUCGAUCUGAGCGGGAGUUUCCAAGUUGACCUGCAGGUCAUAUCCAAGAAUGAAGGGCCUCUACGACAAUUUUGGGGAAUUUGGUUUGAGCAAAACGCGAAGAAAUUUCAUUCGGCCACUGGAUAA
This is a messenger RNA of Penicillium lagena, 396 nucleotides long. RefSeq lists its product as uncharacterized. The transcript has a single exon. The record is from RefSeq and is a predicted model, not a curated record. Bases 1 to 396 code for a protein of 131 amino acids. NCBI's taxonomy places the organism in Eukaryota, Fungi, Ascomycota, Eurotiomycetes, Eurotiales, Aspergillaceae.